Molecule: messenger RNA, 2327 nt
Organism: Solea solea (common sole)
Lineage: Eukaryota; Metazoa; Chordata; Actinopteri; Pleuronectiformes; Soleidae
Product: tetraspanin-10-like
Exons: 4
Coding region: 131-1087 (318 amino acids)
Cellular component (GO): membrane
Source: RefSeq, a predicted model, not a curated record
CUGGAGUCGAGCUCUUCCUCUCAGCACAGAGGAAAGAAUGACAGCAGUGGACAUGUGCAGCCAAAGUUAAUGCCCCACCUAUUACUCUGACCAGGCAAACACACAGGGAGGUUCAUCUCAACUCCUCAACAUGAGGGGACAUUGGGUGAUAAAAAGGAUUCCUUUGCCGUGGUUUAGCAGGGACAAGUCACAGAAUGAGUCCUCACCCCUCAUACCAAAGGCAAGCUCUGCAAAAGAGGAUGCCGAGGAGGUUGAUCUUGUCACUCCGGAUUGUAUGGAAGCGGGGACAACCAAAGGACAAGACCACAACAACUCUAACAGUUAUUCUUUAAUUGACUAUUUCCUCAAAUAUUUCCUGUUCCUGUGCAACUUUAUGUUCACAGUUCUGGGCCUCGUGGUUCUCGGUCUGGGGAUGUGGGGCCUCGUCAGCAAAGAGUCAUUUGCUCAGGAGAAGGUCGGCAGUAUCGGUACUGACCCCAUGCUGAUACUUGCGACUCUGGGCCUUGUGCUCACCUUGCUCUGCCUGUCAGGCUGUGUGGGCACGUUAAGAGAGAACUGCUGCUUACUGAAGCUGUUCUCCGCUGUGGUGCUGGUGCUCAUCACGGCCCAGGUGCUGGCUGCCAUCAUGCUCUACAGUCUACAGGAUCAGAUUGGAAACUAUCUCCGGUCAGGAAUGUUGACCGCCAUGGUGCACUACCAGGAUGAUCUGGAUCUGAGGUUCAUCACAGACGAGAUCCAGUCCAAUCUGCAGUGCUGCGGGGCAGAUAACUACCGCGACUGGGACGUCAACAUAUAUUACAACUGCUCAGCUCCAGGAGUGCUGGCCUGUGGCGUCCCUGCGACUUGCUGUGUGGACCCUUUGGAAAACGGCACAGUGUGGAAUUCUCAGUGUGGUGUUGGAGCCCAGCUGCUUGACGAGUUUACUGCUCAGAGUGUCAUCUUCCUGGGUGGCUGUCUGGGGGGAAUCUCUCGCUGGAUCGAGCAGCACAAUGGCUUGAUCGGGACAGUCGCCGUUGUCAUAGUGGGCGUCCAGAUUUUGACUCUGUUAAUCACUACACGACUGCUGGAGACCAUACAGAGGCAUUGAGUAUUAUGACAUAGACUGACGUGUGAUAUUUAAGUAUUCCUGACUGAUUUGGAGUGAGAAACAUGGCAGGUGGUGACAGACAUGAUUGAUUCAGCAGAGGAAACAUCAAGGUUUUCAGAGAGAUCGAAUGUAAGGCAUUCAAAUUACAAACCUCAAGUGAGUCAGUCACACUUGACCUAAUUAUCACUGUAUGUGCCUUAUACCAUCAUUCUUCUGUAAAAACCUUAACUUCUCCGGAAAAACACGUUAUUGGCUACAUGUUUACUUCAGCAAAAGACCAUCAAAUUAGAUCAUAAAUCAGACACAAUCUCCAUAAAGGUUGAAAACUGGUCUAAUAACGUAAUAACUAACAAUAACUGUUUUGCUCAUAAACACUUGUUUUAUGAGCGACUGUUGUCAUUAGCUCUUGGUGAACAUUAACAUCUUUCUUAAAGAAAGUCUAUUUGAUUAUGUGUGAACUGGAUGAAAGGUGAACUGUGAACAGACAAUAGACUAGCGACAACAUGUAAAACCGCAAUUUGUCAUUUGUAGAAUUGUUGUGUAAUAUUUAUUGGAGAUACAACAUCCAGCAUGUUGGCUUGUGAGCUUUAGAGCAGCUGGAAGGCAGAUUGUGUUGUUUGGGCAAAGUCAGACUAGCGGUUUCCCCUGUGUCCUUUCUUUAUGCUAAGCUAAGCUAAGCUAACUAGCUUGCAACUAUACAGACAUGUGCGCUAAAUCUUAUACUCUAAUCAUAAACUGUUUCUAUAAGUUUCAGGGAAGGCCCUUUGAAUUUGACCCUUUACACAACCAUGAUCAUUGUGUGAUCACAAUAUGGCACAGUUCUUUUUUUAAAAAAAGGGACAGAUCAAAGCAGUGCAAUAAAAAUAACGUCAUGUUUCAAACAUGUUGACAUUGUCUGAUUACAGCAACAAUUCAGUUUAUCAAAGAGGAAAAUGAGGAGGAAGGAAAAAAAACUUCAGUUUUUUGGGGGUUUUUUUUAAAAAAAAGGUCAAACUUUAUUCUGCAUUUGAUUACAACAGUAUGCUGUAUGCUGAAAGUUGUAAUGAAACCUAAAGCCAGUAAAAAAAAGUUACAGCUUCCAUAGCACAUGGUUGUGAUUUAAUGUAUAAAACAACUUGGACAAAAAUCAGCAUCCACAAUACACACUUAACAUACUUUACAUCAAGCCACGAUUGAUAAUUCCGACUGGCAUUGAAAGCCCCAUCUGGUCCCGUUGGUGAAUAUAAACAUUUGUUUUACA